AUGGAUUUGAAAGAUGGUAGUUUAAGACAAUUUUUAAAUGAUAACUUCAUUUCACUGAAUUGGGAGAAUAAGUUAUAUAAUUUACAAGGUAUUGCAUUUGGUCUUAAAGAUAUUCAUAAUAAAGGAUUAAUUCAUCAUGAUUUUCAUUGUGGGAAUAUAUUAAGCAAUUUUAAUGAAGAGGCUUUUGUUACUGAUUUGGGAUUAUGUCAACCUGCUAAUGCCAAAUCCUCUCAAAAUAGUAAUAAAAAAAUAUAUGGAGUAUUACCUUAUGUAGCUCCUGAAGUUUUAAGAGGAAAAGAAUAUACUCAAGCAAGUGAUAUUUAUGGAUUUGGAAUCAUUGCAUAUGAAAUUUGUACAGGUUUCCCUCCUUAUUAUGAUAUAGCUCAUGAUGAAUUCUUAGCAAUGAAAAUUUGUAAGGGAUUGAGGCCAACGUCUAAUUAUAAAAUUCCUCAGUUAAUUUUUGACAUUAUUAAUCAAUGUUGGGAUGCAGACCCUUUAAAACGACCUAAUGCAGAAGAAUUACAUGAAUCAAUAUGGAAGUUAUAUCCUGAUAUUGAUAACAAUAAAGUGGAUUCUUUAAUUUAUGGGCAAGUUAAAGAGGCAGAUAAAAUUAAUAAAAAGUCAUCUUUUCCAGUCCAAUUUCCAUUAUCAUCUACAAGUAAACUCUCAUAUACAACACAUCCUCAAGCAGUUUAUACAAGUAGACUUUUAGAUUUUAAAAAUCUUCCAGAACCAAAAAAUGCUGAUAAUAAUGAUUUACUUGGAGUGGAAUAUUCAGAUUCCUUAAAAAUGGAUUUUACUAAACUUGAUAUUAAUCCUAAAGAUGAAAAAAUUAAAACACAUUUAACUUUAAAUGAAAAUAUUUUGUAUAUAAAAAAAACACAUCAAAUAUAAUUACUUGAGGAUGGUCUUUAAUAUUAAUCUGGGAUAUUUGAUGGAAAUAUAGAAGACUGAUAAUUUAUCAAUUAUUUAUAUCUGAAAGAUCAAGGAUUAGCGUUGUA
Molecule: messenger RNA, 1001 nt
Organism: Rhizophagus irregularis DAOM 181602=DAOM 197198
Lineage: Eukaryota; Fungi; Glomeromycota; Glomeromycetes; Glomerales; Glomeraceae
Source: RefSeq, a predicted model, not a curated record